Centropristis striata (black sea bass) is the source of this 1944-nucleotide messenger RNA. RefSeq names its product thymopoietin a (gene tmpoa). Gene Ontology annotation, molecular function: DNA binding. The transcript has 6 exons. Lineage: Eukaryota; Metazoa; Chordata; Actinopteri; Perciformes; Serranidae. Bases 83 to 1228 code for a protein of 381 amino acids. The record is from RefSeq and is a predicted model, not a curated record.
AUCCCACUUUCCCCCCACGGAGUUAGCUGACGGAGCUAACUUAGCCAGGCGACGGUAACUGUGCCUCAGUCCCCACGCCGACAUGCCGGAGUACCUGGACGACCCGUCUGUGCUCACUAAAGACAAGCUGAAGAGCGAGCUGCUGGCCCACAACGUAGAGCUCCCGAGUGGAAACCCGACCAAGGACGCGUAUGUGCAGCUUUAUCUCAAAAACCUGACCAUUCAUAACAAGAAACAUGUCACAGCCACGACUCUGGACAUGUUCUCCAGCGACGAGGAGCUGCCACCGCCCGUCGUCUCGAGCAGGAGUCGCUCCUCCGGCAGGAAAGCCACCAGGAAGACAGACAAGGUUCAAGUGGAUGAAAUGGAUGUCACCGUACUGACCGAUGUGGGCUUGAAGGAUGAGCUGCUGAAGCAUGGAGUGGAUAUUGGGCCGAUUGUGGCAUCCACCCGUAAGCUGUAUGAGAGGAAACUGCAGAGGCUGCUGGAUGACGGCCCUGCACAGCUGCCGCCACCGCCAAAACUGCUUCUUACAGAGUUACAAGUAAACCAUAACGGCAAUUCUGAAUCAGACCAGUACAGUGACAAGGAGGACGAAGUGAUGGCAGAGCCAGAACCUGUGGCAGAACCUGAACCUGUGGCAGAACCUGAACCAGUUCCAGUGGUGGAGAAACCGGUGCAGAGCAUAGGGAAUACUCCUGUCACCAUCCGCAACCGCAGCAGACAGCACCAGAAGGUGGAGAAGAUUGCAGCCAACGACCAAAAAGUGGAGGAGAAUGAUGUUCUAAAGGAUCUGUUCCCCAAAGAAAUGAAUAGUCCAACAGGAAUUAGUGCCACCUGUCGACGACCCAUUCGAGGAGCUGGCAGUUACUCAGUGACGUCCAGCGACCUGUGGAAUAAUGAAAACCACUUCUCUCCAAAAAUCUUCAAGACAACCAGCUCCUCCUCCUCCUCCUCCUCCUCCUCUUCCUCCUACACACAGAGCUCCACUAUCAACAGAGUCACCAGCCUGCCCCCCUCCACCUCUUCUACCUCAAGGCUUCUGUCUGCAGCUCCCCCUACAGGUCAGACCAAGGCAGUGCACCGCAGCGUGUCUCUCUGGAUAAAGCUGUUCCUGCUGGCCAUUGUGGCUGCUUUCCUGUUCUUGGUUUACCAAGCCAUGGAGACCAACACCAACAGCCCUUUUGGAGCCACAGACACAGAAGUGGCAAGUAGCAGCACAGCAUGAAGAGCCAAGGAAAUAUCUAAGGGGAAAUAAAAGCCUGUGCUUCUGGUUUUUCAUUUUCUUCAAGCGUGAAUCGGCAUUGUAGCUAUUUUAAUCACGGGCGCUGUGAAAUUAUCUGACAUCUUGGUCCUUUUUCCUCAAGAUUGUCUAUUCCUUUUUUUAUUUCUUAAUAGAUUGCUAGUGAAUCCCAUAAGAGAAGCCAUUUUAUUGACAUUUCAAGGAUCUCCGUGACAUGUAGUAAAAGGACAGUACCUCCUGCACUGUUGUUGUUAUGGUCCAUUUUUUUUAUCUUUUUAUCUUUGACUGUGAGGUUUAGACAAAACCAGCCAAACCAGCCACACAAUUUUCAUAAAAAUAUGUGGCUAAAUUUUUACGACCAUGUUAAUUUUUUGUCAUACUUGCAUGGUGUGUUUGUAUUGAAUCUGUGUGGUUGAGCUGUUUUCCACACUGUCUGUCUCUGUAAGUCAUUAACAGCCUUGAAGAUGGAGUUUGAUUUUUUUUUUUUUUUUUGUACCAUACUUGACCAUCUUUGUUAAUGAAACAGGGAGGCUUCUUAUUAUAAUCCAAAUACUUCUAAAUCUUCUUUAGCCCUACACCAAUAUUUUCUUGAUGUUUUCUAAAAUAAGAAUAUGCAUGUGCCUGUGUAUUCUCCCUAAUAAUAAUGUAUUCUCUGUCACAAAUAUUGAAUAUUCACUCAAUAAACUAUGACACUAACUGUG